This is a messenger RNA of Panicum virgatum (switchgrass), 2845 nucleotides long. RefSeq names its product recQ-mediated genome instability protein 1-like. NCBI's taxonomy places the organism in Eukaryota, Viridiplantae, Streptophyta, Magnoliopsida, Poales, Poaceae. The record is from RefSeq and is a predicted model, not a curated record. Bases 45 to 2510 code for a protein of 821 amino acids. Gene Ontology annotation, molecular function: nucleotide binding. Gene Ontology annotation, cellular component: nuclear body; RecQ family helicase-topoisomerase III complex. Gene Ontology annotation, biological process: double-strand break repair via homologous recombination; resolution of meiotic recombination intermediates. The transcript is spliced from 8 exons.
CCCCGCUCAAACCGCCGCCAAAAAUCGAAUUUCCUUCGACAAAGAUGGGGCGCCGGAAACUAGUCGUCCAUUCCGAUUCCGACGAGGACGACGGCGAGGGCGAGGGCACGCCCACCGCCACCCCCGCCUCCGCUUCGGCCUCGGCCUCCGUUGCCAGCGGCGGCGGCGGCCGGCCCUCGCCCUCAAACCCUAGCCCCGUCCCGGUCCCCUUCCCUUCCCUCUCGCAAUCCUUCGAUCCCGUCGUGAUCUCCGACGACGAUGCGGAGGAGGAGGAGGAGGUCCACGAGAUUGUGGACUCCGACGGGGACUCCCCCAUCGUAGACGCCCCCGAGGUCAUCUCACCGCCGCCUCCAGCGCCCGCUCCCCCUCCUACCGUUGCCCCGUUCCGGGCCCCAACCCCCACCCCGCCUCCUCCCGCUCCAGCUCCCCCUCCCCCUCCCCCUCCUACCACUACCCCAUUCUGGACCCCAACUCCGACGCCCCCUCCGGCGCGGACCCCAACCCCAACCCCGACUCCGCCGCCUCCCGUGCCUGCUCCCGGCCCCCCUCCUAUCACUACCCCGUUCCGGACCCCAACUCCGACUCCGACCCCGCCUCUGGCGCGGACGCCGCCUUCGGCAGCGUCUCCGCACCCGAGCCCGCCGCCGUCGGCGCUCAGCGGGCGGCUGCGCCCGGUGUACGAGCUCCUGCGGGGGCUCGGGCUGCGGCUGCGCCCGGAGUGGCUCGAGUCCUGCGCGGCGGGCAUUCCCGGGUUCGACGUCCUCGGCGGCGCGGAGGCGCAGGCCAGGCGGUGCUUCGAGCAGUUCCUCUUCGCCGACAUGAACGCCUGCGGGGCUGGGGUCCUCCCGGAGGGUGUUGGAAGCAUGCACGCCGCCGUCCUUGAUGGCCCCUUCGUGCUCCAGGUUGAUGAAAUUGUCAACAUGUCAGCUCCUUUGAAGGAAAGAUAUCGUGAUGCACAUGCGGGGCCAAAACGAUGCUUAAAACUGUCAAUGACAGAUGGCAUCCAACGCAUAUUUGGAAUGGAAUACAGGCCUAUCAAAGACCUGGCAGUUCUAGCUCCUGCUGGACUAAAGAUUAUUAUACGGAAUGUGCACAUAAGGAGGGGGCUUCUUAUGUUAGUUCCCGAGGUUAUUAAUAUUCUUGGGGGCGUAGUUGAUGAAUUGGAAGCAGCACGUGGUAGACUUGUUUCUGAAGUAAACAAACCACCUCGUGGGAAAAGAAAACAAGGUGGAUUACCUUUGUCUUCAAGAGCCACUCUAGCUGCCUGGCCAUGUAGUACCAAUGUUACAAAUGGUGGUGGGCAAGGGGUCUCAAUGCCUAGAGCAGUUAAUUCUUCUCAUCCAACAGGAUUUGAUACUAUAAGGCCAUGUAGUACCAAUGUUACAAAUGGUGGUGAGCAAGGGAUCUCAAUGCCUAGAGCAGUUAAUUCUUCUCAUCCAACAGGAUUUGAUACUAUAAGGCCAUGUAGUACCAAUGUUACGAAUGGUGGUGAACAAGGGAUCUCAAUGCCAAGAGCAGUUAAUUCCUCUCAUCCAACAGGACUAGGUAUUGGUAGAAGUACAGAAACUGUGGUUCAAGAGCAUGUUAGCCCUCCUGUAGUAGUUAACACUGUCCAAGAGCAAAUCCAGGGUGUCCAAGAAAUUAACAUGGAGGAUCCAUCUACUUAUGAUACCAGGAAAAAUACAGAAACUUCUGCACAUACUGCCCAUGAAUAUAAUCACACUCAUAUAAAUGAAACAAGUACACAGACUAUCGUAGAAGAAUGUGUUGACCCUCCUAUUAGAGCAAACAAUGCCCAUGAACAAAUACAGCGUGUCCAAGAAAUCACCAUGCAGGAACAGGCUAAUGUCUUUGGUAUGCCUGCAUCGUCUGUGUCUACCCCUUUCGGGUAUGAUUCCCAACAUGGGUCACAUGUUAAUUGUGACACUGCUGCUAUUGAUGUGGAUGCUGCACGGUCUCCAAAUGUCUACAGGAUCAAUCAUAUGGAAUACUCUUUCAUUCUAAGUGGUGAAAAUGAAAAACCAUUUACAUAUAUUUGCAGCCUGCUUGAUGACUGGGGUACACAACAGGAUACAAAGGCCUACAUUCAAGGAAAAAUCAAGGGUCUGAUCACUUCUGUCAAAAGUUUCCAAUAUAGACAACGUACCAAAUAUGAGCUUUAUGUAUAUAUAGAUGAUGGGAGUUUUAUUUCGGAGGCCAUUGUUGACCAUGAUAUUGUGAAGAACAUGCUUGGUCUUUCUCCUGGAGAGGUCACUGCAGCUCUUGCUGGUGAAUUCGAGUUAGCAUCACCCAGUGAAGUAAAAGAAACUAUGAGAGGGUUUCAGAGUUUUUUGGUGAAAUUUGAGGGUAUGAUGCUCAUUGAGUACAACAAAGACUUUUCUAUUCCUAUCGUACGUGAGUUCAAUGAAGGCUCUUCAAGUUCUAAUGCGUGGCUUCUGCUCCGAAGGCUGAAAACAUUUUCUUCUCAAAGACACAUGCGAAGUCUGGAUGCUAUGGAUACCACUCCAUGAUAAUUUGCAUCCUUACAUGAUUGAUGAUGAUGCAUACACAUAUAUUGCGAUGAGCCAGGUCAUUGGCCAUGUGCAUCUGUGAAGUAUCAGUACUUAGCUUCAGGCUUCAGACACCUGUUGGCUUCUUGUAUAUCUUACUGUAAUUAUCCUUUCUAUGUGUUGGUCCUCGUGCUUUAUUCUGAACAUUUUAAUCAACACUGAUUCACAUCACUUGAUAUCAUACAAUACUGCGAAAUUUAGUCGGUAGAUUAGUAAUCGAAACAUUAUGAAUUUAAAGCAAACCAGGUAUCCAGAAAUGGUGCUGGUCCUAAACCCCAAACAUUUGUUAUGGCCUG